AACUUUCAGCUCGGCGACGAUACCAUAUCAUCACUGCGUUGAUUGAUAUCAAUCGUAAAGCUUCAAUCGUCUAAUGGACAGCAUCUGCGAAUUCUUCUAACGCUAUUCAUCUACAUCGACAUCAACACUUUGUCUUUUAACAUUGUGCAACAUGCAUAAGAUGACCGAACCACAACCACCUCAGGAGGACGCCAGCGAGCAGUCUCCUGAACCACUUCCACCUACCGAAGAGGCAGUGAAAGGCGAACCCAAUACCCCGGAGACAUUGACCGAACCGGUACCACCUGAAUUGGUACAGGAAGAGAUUGUUGAAAACCAAGAGAUUGUAGAAUACUCUCAUCAGGAGAUUGUAGAUCAAGGUGAUAGUCAGGAUCAAGUAGAAGAGGAACCAACCCCGGAAGUUGAAGGUGGUGAGGUGUUGACUUCCGUUCAAGGUAUGGUCGAGGAAGAAGGUGAAGAAAGAGAGGCGAGGAAUGUUGCAAUUUCACCGGGGACACCAGGACCAUCACAGGAUAUGUCUCCGCAACCACAACACCAUGUGCUGCUACAACAUCCGCAACAUCAACAUCUAGUCCAAACUAGUGAGAAUAGUGUAAAACCCACUAACACCUCAGUUAUUCGUACGUUGACUUCGGAUGGUAAUAUUGUCGUGCGGCAUGAAAUUGCGCACCUGCAACAAGUGGAACCUGGUGUUCAUAUGCAGGCAGGACCUUCACAGCAACACUUACAACACCAACAACAUCAGCAGCAUCAUCACCAGCAGAUACAACAACAGAUACAACCAUACAUUUCGAAUUCGUUACCGAAUGCUGAAAUUUAUGAAUCUGAAGAUGGGCAGCUUUCUGUGGGACCACCGACUUAUACCUAUACCACGAUUCAGGAUCAGGAGUAUGAGCAACUUGCUUAUCCUCCAGGUGCAGGGGGAUAUUUCAAUGGUAUGCCAGAGGGUAAUAUUAUUUACCAAACAAUCCCGUUUGAAUCAACUCAAGGAAUGGACCCGAAUGCUUAUCCAGCAAAUUAUCCUCAGCAUAUUUUGAUACCACCUGAUCAGCACAUCAAUGCACAUCGGGAAUGUGCUAGUUGCGGCACGCCUGGAGCGACUAUGGUUGAUGCAAUGAACAAUCAUAUUUGUAUCAAUUGCUAUCAAGGUGGUCGUCCUCUCUACCGGCAGGCUGCUCAUCCUCCAGCGAGGCAUCCAAAGAAAUGUGGGACUAAUGCAAAUAAGGGUCAGAAAGCUGCCACGCAGAAUCGUCGUACUGGUGUGGAGUGUGCUAACUGUAAGACAACAAAAACCACUCUCUGGAGGAGGAAUAACUCUGGUGAACCAGUCUGCAACUCUUGUGGAUUGUAUUAUAAACUUCACGGGGUAAAUCGUCCUUUAACAAUGAAAAAGGAAACGAUUCAAACCAGAAAACGUAAACCCAAAUCAAACACGCAGGCUGGUCCAUCCACGACUAUACAGCAUCAUCAACAACGCUUGAAUGGAAUGAAUCCGAAUAUUGGUCAUCAUCAUCAAUUUAAUCAUCCUGGUCAACCCAUGCCGUCUACUUCCGGGUAUGUUCCGGCUGGUAAUUUGCAAUAUACUGAACAACCACAAUACAUGCUCCAGCAGGGACCCUAUGAAAUAUUGCACAGCCAAAAUCUUCCGGCUCCAUUGCAACCAGUGCACGAAUACAGGGAACCUGUGACCGUUCCUGCGGGUAAUCUUCACGUACAGAAUCCCGAAGAGCAGACGACUGUUAUCACGUCCACUUCAACCAUGUUUCGCAAUAAUGAUCACGACCAGGAGGAGCCCGAAGAUCCGAACAACAACAAUAUGCAGUGAUUGUUUUAUUGUUAUUUAUUCUGCAUGGCAGAGCUAGUUUGUAAGUGUUUUGAAACGAUGAGCUUUCACAUCAAUUAUCUCUGAUUUUAAAGGAACGUUUGUAAAACGAUAAACAAUUUAUAGUCUUUUAUUUCUUAUACGAAUACUUAUCUAUGUAGUUGGUAGGAUUAAUAGUCAAUAGAUUUAGGGUUUGAUUUA
This is a messenger RNA of Dalotia coriaria, 2023 nucleotides long. Its product is annotated as transcription factor GATA-3-like. The coding region runs from base 152 to 1825 and encodes 557 amino acids. Lineage: Eukaryota; Metazoa; Arthropoda; Insecta; Coleoptera; Staphylinidae. The transcript is spliced from 6 exons. Gene Ontology annotation, biological process: positive regulation of transcription by RNA polymerase II; negative regulation of transcription by RNA polymerase II. The record is from RefSeq and is a predicted model, not a curated record. Gene Ontology annotation, molecular function: zinc ion binding; RNA polymerase II cis-regulatory region sequence-specific DNA binding; DNA-binding transcription factor activity, RNA polymerase II-specific.